Molecule: messenger RNA, 1377 nt
Organism: Cryptomeria japonica (Japanese cedar)
Lineage: Eukaryota; Viridiplantae; Streptophyta; Pinopsida; Cupressales; Cupressaceae
Product: aspartyl protease AED3-like
Exons: 1
Coding region: 1-1377 (458 amino acids)
Biological process (GO): proteolysis
Molecular function (GO): aspartic-type endopeptidase activity
Source: RefSeq, a predicted model, not a curated record
AUGCCGAAGUGUGCAUGCUCAAUCCUUUUCAUCUCAUUGCUUUUCCAAAUCGUCCUUUGUGUGUUGGCCCAAAAGAGCAAGUGUGCCAAUGUAAUUCCUGCGUCAUUCAUAUGGAAGGACGAAGAGCUUAACAAGGACUGCUCUGCGAGAGAAUUAGAAAAUUCAAGCUUGAGGAUCACCCACAUUCAAGGAAAAUGUUCCCCAUUAAUCCGGCUCCUCAAUACAACAUGGUGGAAUGCGAUAAUGGAGUCCAUCAAGGGCGACGAACUUCGCUACCGAGCAAUAAUGAAAAGAAGCAAAACCCCUAUUAGUCCACAAGAAGACGUUGAUGUACCGUUAACGCCCCCCGGGAAGGAUGGUGGAAAUUACAUUGUGAAGCUGGGUUUUGGCAAGCCUAUUCAAAACUUCUACUUGGAAGUGGACACCGGGAGUGACGUCACCUGGAUACCCUGUGUUUCCUGCUCUUCUUGCUUAACUCACCGUUUCCGCCCAUCAAAAUCUUCAACCUACAAAUACCUCACCUGCGCUUCAAAGCUUUGUCAAGAUCUGGGUCUCUGUGGAAAUGAUAAAAGUAUUAACUGCACCGCUAGACAGACAUACGGGGAUCAAACAGAGGUUGGUAUGUUGAUGUCAACCGAAACUCUAUCUGUGAGCUCGCAGUACGUGAAGGAGUUUGUUUUUGGAUGCGCAUAUUCUGUCGAGGAACCCUUUGUCCAGACCACGCUCGGUUUAGUUGGUUUUGGGAGAGGUUCUCUUAGCUUUGUUUCAGAGACGGCUGCUUUAUAUGACAGAACGUUCUCUUAUUGCCUUCCUAGCGUUGGGUCCUCUGCAUUCACUGGGUCUCUCAGAUUGGGGAAAGCCGCUCUUUCUGUUCCGGGCUUGAAGUUCACUCCCCUCUUGUCAAAUGACCAAUUUCCUUCUUACUAUUUUCUAGGGCUCACUGGAAUCUCUGUGGGAAAAGAGCUUGUUUCUAUUCCUACUGGAAUGGGGAAAGGGACCUUCAUUGACUCGGGUACUGUUAUUAGUCGGCUCGUGAAGCCCGCUUACAAUGCCAUGCGAGAUUCUUUCCGCCGUCAAAUGUCUAAUCUCACUCUGGCUCCGCCCUCAGAGCCUCUCGAUACGUGCUAUAAGGUUCCUAAAAAAGCUGUGAAGUUUCCUGUGAUUACAUUGCAUUUUGGCCAUAGUUUGUACUGGACUCUGCCUAUGGGGAACACUUUGUUCCCUGGAAAUGCUAGGGGUUCGGUCUUGUGCUUGGCUUUUGCUCUUCCUUUCGAUGACUUUUCCGUAAUUGGGAAUUACCAGCAGCAGAACUUCCGCGUAGUGUAUGAUGUGCCAGGCUCAAGGCUUGGUAUUACUCCAGAAAUUUGUGAUGCUUAG